Molecule: messenger RNA, 4419 nt
Organism: Delphinapterus leucas (beluga whale)
Lineage: Eukaryota; Metazoa; Chordata; Mammalia; Artiodactyla; Monodontidae
Source: RefSeq, a predicted model, not a curated record
AACUUUAAAUUACUUUUAGUGGGAGGCCAGAAGAUGGGGAAGAGCGGCAAGCCAGGCCGGGGAAUUUCUCCAGCUGAGGAAUGCGAGGCCUCUUAUCCCACCAAGCUCAGCGCCCAACAGCUUCUGAUAAAACUCAAGUAACACUGUCAGAAGUGGAGCCCUCGCCCGUUCAUCAGGGACUGGCAGGUGGUUCUUAGAGGGAACUUGAACUGGAGUUUCCCUCAUUUUGUCAACACUGUGGCAUUCUUCACAGCUCUUAAUGGUUUUGAAAUGGAUGAAAUGCAAGUGGAGGGAUGACGGAGGCCGAAGUGCAAAACCCAAGCUGUGUCAGAGAUGGGCUAAGGUGCUCCAGGGAGAAGAUUUCCUGUGUGCAAAUGACCCUGGGCCCUUUGAAGUGCACCCCACUCUGGAAACUCUGGAAACCAGGAUAAAGGAGGAGUGGAACUUCGUGGCCGAGUGCAGAAGGAAGGGCAUCCCCCAGGCUGCGUACUGCAAGAAUGGCUUCAUAGACACCAGCGUGAGGCUUCUGGACAAGAUUGAAAGGAGCUCCCUCGCAAGGCAGAGUGCAAUUUCCAAGGAGAGAGACAAACGGAGCAGUGAGUUUGUGUUUGAACUUACGGGGCAGCACUGGAAGGAGCUCCCAGAUUCCUUGAAGGAGCAGACGCACCUGAAAGAAUGGCACAUAAGCAAUACCCUGAUUCAGAUCAUUCCUAAGUAUAUCGAGCUGUUUCAAGCCAUGAGGAUUCUGGAUCUGCCAAAAAACCAAAUCUCCUGUCUUCCAGCUGAAAUUGGUCAUUUGAAGAACCUGAAGGAACUCAAUGUGCGUUUCAACCAUCUGAAGAGCAUUCCUCCAGAACUGGGAGACUGUGAAAAUCUAGAGAAACUGGAUUGUUCUGGAAAUCUAGAAUUAACUGAGCUCCCCUUUGAAUUAAGUAAUUUGAAGCAAGUUUCAUUCGUAGAUAUCUCAGGAAACAAGUUUUCCAGUGUCCCGAUCUGUGUCCUGCGGAUGUCUAAUUUGCAGUGGUUGGAUAUCAGCAACAAUAACCUGAGUGACCUGCCACAAGACAUAGACAGGCUACGAGAACUGCAGACCUUUCUCCUGUAUAAGAACAAGCUGACCUAUCUUCCCUUUGCCUUGCUUAACUUAAAGAAGCUCACCUUGUUAGUCGUCAGCGGGGACCACUUGGUGGAGCUCCCGACAGCCCUUAGUGACUCAUCCACACCUUUAAAAUUUGUAAGUCUUAUAGACAAUCCUAUUGAGAAUACCCAGUGUCAAGAUGAAACGAUGGAAAGUGAACAAGAUCGCCAACAUUUUGAUAAAGAAUUUAUGAAAGCCUAUAUUGAAGAUCUUAAAGAAAGAGAAUCUGUUCCCAGCUAUGCCACUAAAGUAUCUUUCAGCCUUCAGCUUUGAUGCCAUCCAUCAGAAGACUACAGAAUUUUCCUGACUUGUGGAGCUGUAAAUCUUCCUGUUGUGGGUCAUGUCAUAGAGGAAUAAUGGCUUGUGCUUAAAGACUAAUUCUAGAAACCAUGGUCAUAGUUGUUAGGAAAGAUGAUUUUCAAAUUUCAAAUACGUGAGUACCUCUCUCUGUGGACUGGAGAAUUGAUAAAUGGGUUUAUAUAUUGAUAUUUAAAGGUUCAUUUGCAUACACUUGUUUCCAAAUAAUGCACAUUUAAUAUUUUAGAAAAUGUGUUAUUUUUUAAAAAUUAUCACUUAAAGACCAAAAUUUGAAGUUGAUUGCAUUGUUUUCAGGAAUCUGGAGAUAAAGGGAUGGUGAGAAGAGUAUUUAUACUGGACUAGUCAGAUGAGACUUUAUUUUAUUUUGUUAUUUUGAAAGAGUUUUAAUGCAUUAUUUCUUUUACUGAGGACAGUUUUCCUUGGGUUUAUACAAAUGGCUAUUUUCAUGUUUUAAGUUAUAUUUUACAAGUGUAGGCUUUCAGGAAAGACUUUAGGUAUAAUCUGGACCUUGAGGGCAGAAAGAAGGGCUGGAUUGUCUGCCCAGGCAUGGGGCUUAGAUGGUGUGCUGGUGUCCCUAGUGGAGCAAGUGUGGGCCUGGCUGGUCCUGGGAAGCGUUGCGUGGCCUGCAUGGGUGGUCAGCCUUCCUUGAGUGGGCCCCUUGGGGGUCCUGGGAAGCCUUGCGUGGCUUGCAUGGAUGGUCAGCCUUCCUUGAGUGGGCCCCUUGGGGGUCCUGGGAAGCGUUGCAUGGCCUGCAUGGAUGGUCAGCCUGCCUUGAGUGGGCCCCUUGGGGGUCCUGGGAAGCCUUGCGUGGCCUGCGUGGAUGGUCAGCCUGCCUUGAGUGGGUCCCUUGGGGAUCUUGGGAAGCCUUGCGUGGCCUGCAUGGGUGGUCAGCCUGCCUUGAGUGGGCCCCUUGGGGGUCCUGGGAAGCGUUGCAUGGCCUGCAUGGGUGGUCAGCCUGCCUUGAGUGGGCCCCUUGGGGGUCCUGGGAAGCCUUGCGUGGCCUGCGUGGGUGGUCAGCCUGCCUUGAGUGGGUCCCUUGGGGAUCUUGGGAAGCCUUGCGUGGCCUGCAUGGGUGGUCAGCCUGCCUUGAGUGGGCCCCUUGGGGGUCCUGGGAAGCGUUGCGUGGCCUGCGUGGGUGGUCAGCCUGCCUUGAGUGGGCCCCUUGGGGGUCCUGGGGCGCCUGCCAGAGCACAGAGCAGAGGCCUUGCCUCCAGGGACCUGUCCUCCAAGGUGGCCAUAUAAGUAGUGGGAGUGACUAGUCCACACUGAUGAGGAGUCCCUAGCAAGGCUUCUCUGCAGGUACCACAGGAGAACUCUGCCUGUGGCCAAGACGCUGCAGUCCAGAGGGAGCUCAGGAGACUGGGUUUACACUGGCAAAGAAGGUAUUCAUGACAGGGCUUUGAACUUUGAUAUCACAUUGUAGGAUUUGGAGAAAUUGUACAAAUAUCUAUUUUUAUUCUAUUAUCUUGGACUGAAAUAAACAGGAUUGUGAAUGUGUUGAAGCUAAGUUUAAACAAGUAGGUUUUGUGACUAAGAUGGAAAAAAUGCAUAUCUUCACAUAUAUUUAUAUAUGAAUCAACUGCUAUAUGGUCUAGCCCAGUGGUGUCCAGUAGAACUUUAUGCAGUGAAGGAAAUGUUCUGCAUCUGUGCUGUCUAAUUUAGUAACCACCAGAUGCAUGUGCUUCUUGAGCUCUUGAACAGUGUUUGGUGUGACUGAAGAACUAAAUUUUUAAUUACAUUUAAAUUUAAAUAGCCAAGUGUAGCUACCAUAUUGUACAACAUGGUCGAGCCAUUUGGGUUUUUCAGAAGUUAAUCUGGGCUAGAAAUGAAGAGUGAUUUUUAUUUUCUUAUCGGAAGAACCAGUCUACCCCCAGAGGGGUUAAUAGACACCCAAUAUUUUGUCUUAAUGGGUUUAAUCAUAACUCUAAAUAUUUUAUCCUCAACGGACAUAAAGCAGGCAGAACAGUCUAAAGUCACAUAGUAAUGCUUCAGUAGAGUACUGCUUCAAGUUAAAGACAAACUCUGAGAAGUAGGUUAAGAGAUGGAAAGAGUAGGAAAAUGAGAAAUCACUUUAACUGAACCUCAAACAAUUGUAUUUUUCUUUAUAACACUUUACAAAUAUAAUGCAAAUUUAUUAGUUGUACUACGUAAAUGAUUUUGGAAUUUUAUUUCAUGCUACAGUAUAUGUUAUAUACAGCCAAAUGGAAAAUAUAUCUGAAAAGGGGGGAAAUGAGGGCUUUCGCAUAAAUUGACUGUCCAUAGCUCAUGUAAAAUUUAUUUCAAUAAAACCAGUCUUUUGUGCAAAAACCUUAUCUCGAUGUUAUAUAAAAAUAACUGAAAAAGUACUACAUUGAUAUAUAAUUAUUUUAUGUUACAUAACAUCGCCAAAGAAAUAUAUUUUUUAAAUAUGAGGCUUGUAGAAAUACUAUUUACUUUAUUCAUAUUAAUGUAAAAAUGCAGAAAGACUCUAAAGUAGAAUAAGCAUCUUAGUGGAGAUAAUAGAGAUUUGAACAUUUUGCAUGAUGCAUAUGGACUGAUUCAUAAUUUGGAAAAGUAAUUUGCAUAGUAGAAUAUAUGUAUGAACAUUAAAGCAAUAUUAAUGAAAGAAAAUAUAAUUCUUAGGAGGAAAAUGUUCUGGUUCCAAAAGCUUAUUAUUAUACCCAUUUUUCAUAUGCUGGAAGUUAAGGGGCAAAGACACUUAGGUGAAAUCAUUGAGUAGAGCAUUUUAAUUAAUAGCAAGACCUACACCAGAUUUCUUGACUCUAGCUUUCUAGAAUGACCAUUUGGCAUGCUUGCCAAACACCAGUUUAGGGUAACUCAUGAUGAUUGUGAGCAGUAAUCUCCAGAAAUCAGUUACUGUCUUUCCCUUUCUGUCAAUUACUGUCUUUCCCUUUCUGAGUGGGAAGGAAACUUAGAUACUUUUAGUUAUCUUUUUUUUUUUAUUGGAGUAUAGUCAAUUUACA